UUCAUUCCGAGAAAAUUAAACUGGCUUCGGCAUACUUCUCUCUCUCUCUCUCACUCAGCAUCAAAUGAAAAUGGCCAAGGCCAAUAUCUCAGUAGAUCAGAACCAGUUCAUGUGUCCAGUGUGUCUGGAUCUCCUGAAGGGUCCGGUGACUAUCCCCUGUGGUCACAGUUUCUGUAAGGUGUGUAUUAAUGGCUGCUGGGAUCAGGAGGAUCAGAAGGGCGUCUACAGCUGUCCUCAGUGCAGAGACACUUUCACGACAAGGCCUGUUCUACGCAGAAACAACAUGCUGGAUGAAAUAGUGGAGAAACUGAAGAAGACUGAAGUCCAAGCUGCUUCUCCUGCUCACUGUUACGCUGGACCUGGAGAUGUGGAGUGUGAUUUCUGCACCGGGAGAAAACACAAAGCCGUCAAGUCCUGUCUGAUGUGUGUGGCUUCAUUUUGUGAAACUCAUCUGAAACCUCACUAUCUGUCUCCUACUUUUAAGAAACACACAUUAACCGAAGCCUCAGCAAAACUCCAAGAGAAGAUCUGCACUGAACAUCAAAAACUGAUGGAGAUCUACUGCCGUACUGAUCAAACCUUCAUCUGUUAUUUGUGUACGAUGGAUAAUCACAAAGGUCACGACACCGUCACAGCCGCAGCACAAAGAGCUGGGAAAGAGAGUGUGUUAAAAGAGGAGCAGAUGAAAUCCCAGCAGAGAAUCCAGGAGAAGCAGAAGAAGCUGCGGGAGCUGAAACAGGCUGUGAACACUAUAAAGUCACGUGCACAGACAGCAGUGGAGGACAAUGAAAUGAUUUUUACUGAGCUGAUCAGUUCCUUGGAGAAUAAACGCUCGGAGGUGACGGGGCUGAUCAGAGAUCAGGAGAAGGCUGAACUGAGUCGAGCUGAACGACUCCUGGAGCAACUGGAGCAGGAGAUUGCUGAUCUUCAGAGGAGAGUCACUGAGCUGGAGCAGCUUUCACACACACAAGAUCACAUCCAUUUCCUCCAGACUUUAGCUUCUGGACGUUGGUCUUGCCCAGUGGAAACACCAAAUUUCCCCACAUCCAACAUCACCGUCAAUCAAGAUCUCACAUUUUUUGGAGCGAGGGAUUCUCUCUCAGAGCUGAAAAAUCGAGUCAUGGAAUUCUGUAAGGAGGAAUUCAACCAAAUCCGUCCACAUGCUGCGGCAGUUCAGCCGAUGAUUUCACCACCACAGCCAGAAAGCAGAGAAGAUUUUCUGAAGUAUUUCUGCUACCUGACUCUGGAUCCAAACACGGCAUAUCGUAACCUCAGACUGUUUCAGAAUUACAGAGUGGUGAAAUACAGUGAGAGAAAGGGGAUGUACGCUUAUCAUCCAGAGAGAUUUGACUGCUACAGUCAGGUGUUGUGUAAGGAGAGUGUGUGUGGACGCUGUUACUGGGAGGUGGAGUGGAGCGGUGAUGGUGGUGUGUUCAUAUCAGUCUCAUAUAAAGACAUCAGCAGGAAAGGACAGGGUGAUGAGUGUGUGUUUGGACGCAACAGUCAGUCCUGGAGUCUGUAUUGUUCUUCUUCUUCUCUCUCAUUCUAUCACAACAACAUUAAAACUGAGCUCAAAGUGCCAUCAACCUCCAGAAUAGGAGUGUAUGUGGAUCACAGUACAGGAACUCUGUCCUUCUACAGCGUCUCGGACACGAUGAGGCCCUUCCACAAACAUUUCACCACAUUCACUCAGCCUCUAUACGCUGGGUUCUGGAUUGGAAUUAAAUCAGUCGUCAGGUUUUGUGAUCCAAAUUAACAAGUCCGUGGUGUUUAAUGAUUAGUAACAGAUGCAUAUUUUUUUCACUGAUCAUUAACUGUGGCAAAAUUUUAACAUUAAAUUAUUAAAACACUGGGUUUAAACUCAGUCUAGGGUUAUUGUUGUAUAGAACUGAAAAAGCACAAGUUUUCUUCAAGACUGAUGUCAGGAAAUGAAAUUGAGUUAAACGUAUCACAAUUUAACUUGUAUAAACACUCACUACGGCAUUACAGCUAUAAUAAUGAUUCUUUUAUAAUUUGGUAACAAUUCUGAGCAGCACCUCUUAAAGCUCGAAUUAUCGACUUUGCAAGUUUCAGUUUUCAUACAACAUGAAGUUCCAUGUUGUGGCUCAGGAACACUUCUGAAAACCAUCGUCUGUGAAAACAGUUCAUCACUGCAUCUACAAACACUGCCACCUUCUCUGGGUCUGAGCCAAGGGAGUAACUUUGAUUUUGACAUUGGUAGGGACACAAAAGUGAUCCAAGGCAGAGCUUCCGAAAGGUGUUUUUUUUCCAUUAGCAAUCAUAAUUUCAUGUCACGCAGAUCUUAUAGGUUAACGUGGGCAGCUGUGGCCUAAUGGUUAGGAAGUUGGUCUUUAGAUCCCAGGGCUGCAGGUUCAAAUCUCUCCCUACAUCUCCAUCCAUGGCUGAAGUGCUCUUGAGCAAGACACCUAACCCAACAUUGCUAGAAUCUGAUGAUUUAUUACUUUUACACCACACAAUUCCUAAUUUGUGUUUAAGCAGUCAUUUUGUGGGCAGCAUGGUGGUGUAGUGGUUAGUGCUGUCGCCUCACAGCAAGAAGGUCCUGGGUUCGAGCCCCGGGGCCGGCGAGGGCCUUUCUGUGUGGAGUUUGCAUGUUGUGCCUGUAUGGGUUUCCUCCGGGUGCUCCGGUUUCCCCCACAGUCCAAAGACAUGCAGGUUAGGUUAACUGGUGACUCUAAGUUGACCGUAGGUGUGAAUGGUUGUCUAUGUAUCAGCCCUGUGAUGACCUGGCAACUUGUCCAGGGUGUACCCCACCUUUCACCCGUAGUCAGCUGGGAUAGGCUCCAGCUUGCCUGCGACCCUGUAGAAGGAUAAAGCGGCUAGAGAUAAUGAGAUGAGAUUAAAUAUUGCUUUUUUUAUUCAAUAUCUGUAUUGUUUGACAUUGGAGGGGGGGGGGUGUCUCAAAAUUCACUGACUGCCUUAUUGAGACACUCAUAAAUAGGUGCUACUGGUGGCAUUUUCUAUUCUGUACUUAAGCUCAAAUUUAGUUAAAAUGAUAUUUGGAUAUAUAAUUUAGUGAUUGCCUAUUAUAGCAUGAUUAUGAUUACAUUAGUAUUGCAUUUGUAGUAUACCCCCCAUUUAUUUGUCUUUUUGUUGCCGCUCCAUUUUCCAUAUUAUGUCUUUUUGUUGCCUGUUUCUGUGUUCGUAACGUGUGUUAUGAUUUUCACUGCAGAUGUUCUUGUGACUUCUUUUAUGUUCAUGCUGCAGUUACCAAUAUUCGCCUGUAGGUGGCAGUAAAGGACUAUGGAUUUGUUGUAUCUAGCCUAGCCUAGUAGUAGUAGAAAGAGGUCUCUGUAAAACGGUGAACACAGCAGACUCAGCAGCAGACUCAGCGGCUGUCACGCUGUUGAUUCUGAAAUGCAAGUCGCACAUCUACAUGGCCAUGCAGUAGCCUACAUCUGACUACUUACAUUCUGUAAAACCAUUAGGUCUAUAAAUUUAACAUUCAUUCAUCGAGGAUAUUAUCUAACACCAAGUUACAUUGCUCCAGCAUUCCUUUUCUCUGCAGCUAUGCAGUAGCCUAGCUCUGAUGCGUCCUGUCACGUUGCUAAACCUGCCUAAGGAGCCGCAGCAAUACUUUUAUGAAGGGUUUCCAUACAUCAAAAGGAUUUUGUUGAGUUUUUAAAGCUCGACGGAAACCCUGCACUUACAUUCUUGACUUUGAAGAAGAAUGAACGAAUGUCUCGUUUCUUGGGAGGGGGGCCGUCAUCCAUGAUACUCAAGUCAGCAUGCAAGUCGUAGGGCAAGUAUGCAUUGACAUCAAAGUCCAGCUCAAUUUGUAGGCUGACGGAGAGUGGGGGGUGCGUGGGGUAGGUCAGGUGUGUACGUGUGAGAUACGGGGGGUUGAUGGGCAGGUAGUCAAGGCUGCUGUGGGAAGUGUGCUGCUUUUACAGCAGAUGGAGUGACAGCUGGGAUAGCCAAUGAUGUAAGUUAGCGAGAAACAGGUAGCUAAUCAGAGAAUGAUAUCUAUGUUAGAGGAGGGAUUAUUAGCAGUGUCAUACAUUUAACCCUUUGUGUGCCAUAUAAUUAUUGCUCAGGUUAGGACAUCGGUUUUAUUGAUCGUGAUUACACAGUAGCGGCUGAAUAUUGGUAGGGACACAUCCCUAGCGUCCCGACCCAAAAUUACGCCCUAGGUCUGAGCUCUUUUACUUUAUUGGACUGAGGCAAAGUGGAAAACUGUCCUCUCGUCUGACAAAGAGAAAUUGGAAAUUCUUUUUGGAAAUCAUGGACACCAUGUCCUACAGGCUAAAGAGGAGAGGGACCAUCCGGCUUGUUAUCAGUGCACAGUUUAAAAGCCAGCAUCUGUGACGGUAUGAGGGGGCAUUAGUGCACAUGGCAUGGGGCGCUUGUACAUCUGGGAAGGCAUCACUAAUGCUGAAUGAGAUAAACACGUCUCAGAGCAACAUGCUGCCAUCAAGAUGACAUCUCUUUCAGGGAAGAUCUUCCUUCUUUCAGCAAGAUAAACCGCAAUCUGCACAUAUUACAACUGCAUGGCUUCAGAGUAAAGGAGUCGGUGCUAAACUGGCCUGCUGCAGUCCAGACCUGUCUCCUACUGAAAACAUCUGGCACAUUAUGAAAUGAAAAACAUGACAAAAGGAGACCCCAAACUGUUGAGCAAAUGAAAUUGUAUAUCAGGGAAGAACGGGACAACAUUUCACUUCCAAAACUACAGCACUUGGUCUCCUCAGUUCCCAAACAUUUACAGAGUGUUGUUCAAAGUAGAGGUGAUGUAACACAGUGGUAAACAUGCUCCUGUUCUUUCUUGAACUUUCUUGAAAUAUGUUGCUGGCAUUGAAUUCAAAAUAAGUGUAUAUUUUUCAAAAAACAAUAAAAUUUCACAGUUUCAACAUU
Messenger RNA from Neoarius graeffei (lesser salmon catfish), 4869 nucleotides. Its product is annotated as tripartite motif-containing protein 16-like. Lineage: Eukaryota; Metazoa; Chordata; Actinopteri; Siluriformes; Ariidae. The transcript is spliced from 6 exons. The coding region runs from base 65 to 1756 and encodes 563 amino acids. The record is from RefSeq and is a predicted model, not a curated record. Gene Ontology annotation, molecular function: zinc ion binding; protein binding.